AUUGGCCGCCACCUCGGCAGGAGGGGCGGCCCGGGCUCCGGGCACCUGGCUUCGCCCCUCCGCAGGGAAAUCGGAGGCUGCUGGGCACUGGCGCCGGGAGGUGAAGGCAUCCGGAGGGAAGGCCCGGGGUCGCUGUCGAGCUCCCAGAGGCCAGCCCCGUUGUGCCAGGCGCCCCGGAGCGGGCGACGCUCGGAUGCCCCUGCUCCGGCUUUGCCAGCCGGAAACUUUGCCCGGAGAAGUCCCCCACCCUCCUGACCGCGCAGAGAGGCGCCUGGUGGGCCGCGCGCCCCCGGGACCCCGCAGCCCCGUGCGUGAUUGCGGGGGCCCCCAGGCGCCCCGCGCUCGCCGCGCCCCGCAGUGCGCGAGCGGCCGCCAGGAUGCGCUACGCCGACCCCUCGGCGAACCGGGAUUUGUUGGGGAACCGAACUUUGCUCUUCAUCUUCAUCUGUGCCUUUGCCUUGGUGACCUUGCUGCAACAGAUCUUGUACGGCAGGAACUACAUCAAGAGGUACUUUGAAUUUUACGAGGGCCCUUUUGAGUAUAACUCCACGAGAUGCCUGGAGCUGAGGCACGAGAUCUUGGAAGUGAAGGUGCUCUCCAUGGUGAAGCAGUCGGAGCUGUUCGACAGGUGGAAGAGCCUCCAGAUGUGCAAAUGGGCGAUGAACAUCUCUGAAGCCAACCAGUUCAAGUCCACUCUGUCCAGGUGCUGCAACGCCCCCUCCUUCCUCUUCACCACCCAGAAGAACACGCCCCUGGGGACAAAGCUCAAGUACGAGGUGGACACCAGCGGCAUCUACCACAUCAACCAGGAGAUCUUCCGCAUGUUUCCCAAGGACAUGCCUUACUACCGGUCCCAAUUUAAGAAGUGUGCCGUGGUGGGCAACGGGGGCAUCCUGAAGAACAGCCGCUGUGGGAGGGAAAUCAACAGCGCCGACUUUGUCUUCCGGUGCAACUUACCCCCCAUCUCGGAAAAGUACACCAUGGAUGUAGGGGUGAAGACCGAUGUGGUCACCGUGAACCCUAGCAUCAUCACAGAGAGGUUCCACAAGCUGGAGAAGUGGCGGCGGCCCUUCUACCGGGUGCUGCAGGUGUACGAGAACGCGUCCGUGCUGCUGCCCGCCUUCUACAACACGCGCAACACCGACGUGUCCAUCCGCGUCAAGUACGUGCUGGACGACUUCGAGUCGCCGCAGGCCGUGUACUACUUCCACCCGCAGUACCUGGUCAACGUGUCGCGCUACUGGCUCAGCCUCGGGGUGCGCGCCAAGCGCAUCAGCACCGGCCUCAUCCUGGCCACGGCGGCGCUCGAACUGUGCGAGGAGGUGCACCUGUUCGGCUUCUGGGCCUUCCCCAUGAACCCCUCGGGCCUCUACAUCACCCACCACUACUACGACAACGUCAAGCCCCGCCCGGGCUUCCACGCCAUGCCCUCCGAGAUCUUCAAUUUCCUGCACCUGCACAGCCGCGGCGUCCUGCGCGUGCACACGGGCACCUGCCACUGCUGCUGAGGGUGGCGCGCGCGGCCGCGCUGCCCCCGGCCCGGCCCGGCACGCUGAACCUCGCUGCUCCCCGCUCGCCUGCAGGGCAGGGCGAGGGCCUGGCGCUGAGGCUGGCCCUCCCUCGGACGCUCAGCUUCGGGCUUGGGUCCUGUGGGCUGGGAGUCAGGGAUGGGGGCGGGGCAGAGUCAGCUCCGUGCUAACCAACCCUACCUGCCCACGGGUAGCGAACGGCUGGGCCACAUCGCAAGAUCGGGGCCCUGGGGACUGCAAGUGAAUCAAGCACAUUUCCACUCAGUCUUAGCAUCCGAGAGAGCACAGGCUGUAUGGCCUCUUUGCAGCUAAAGGAAGGCCCUACCGGAAACGGAAAAGAGGGAGACAGGACGUGUGAGCAUGGUUAAGAUUUAACUCAGACUUUUGGGUUCCUGAGUCUUAUACCCAGGCCUCAGCCAUGAAUUGUUGUAUAGAACCUCAGCGUAGAGGCCAGCCCAGCGGCCAGAGCUCCCUGUGAAAACAGUGGCUCAGGGAGGUCCAGGGAUUAUCAACCAAGGUUCCACCAACCAACCGAGUCUAUUAAGUGGCUCUGUGAGAUCUGAUGCAAGUCCUGUGUGUUAGGAUCUUCGCUGAGACACCAUCAGCCAAGGAGAGCCACACCCUUCAAAUACAUCCUCAGGCUCACACAAGUCUUGGUGCCUCCAGGUUCAAUCCUGCAUUUGAUCUUUUGAUGAGAAAGAAAUAAACCAGACCAGCCAUUUGC
Messenger RNA from Hippopotamus amphibius kiboko, 2253 nucleotides. It is a transcript of the gene ST8SIA5, whose product is annotated as ST8 alpha-N-acetyl-neuraminide alpha-2,8-sialyltransferase 5. Lineage: Eukaryota; Metazoa; Chordata; Mammalia; Artiodactyla; Hippopotamidae. Gene Ontology annotation, biological process: N-glycan processing; oligosaccharide metabolic process. The record is from RefSeq and is a predicted model, not a curated record. Bases 378 to 1508 code for a protein of 376 amino acids. Gene Ontology annotation, molecular function: alpha-N-acetylneuraminate alpha-2,8-sialyltransferase activity. The transcript is spliced from 7 exons.